Messenger RNA from Oncorhynchus keta (chum salmon), 1621 nucleotides. RefSeq names its product homeobox protein Dlx2a-like. The record is from RefSeq and is a predicted model, not a curated record. The coding region runs from base 1 to 1137 and encodes 378 amino acids. The transcript has 4 exons. NCBI's taxonomy places the organism in Eukaryota, Metazoa, Chordata, Actinopteri, Salmoniformes, Salmonidae. Gene Ontology annotation, biological process: regulation of transcription by RNA polymerase II. Gene Ontology annotation, molecular function: DNA-binding transcription factor activity, RNA polymerase II-specific; RNA polymerase II cis-regulatory region sequence-specific DNA binding.
AUGGCAGACUGGAAGGUACCAGUGAGCUUCAACCCAUCCUACCACGCUUUUACCUAUGGUCUCGUGUACCAACCAGGGGCUGAGCAAAACCAUCCUAACUUCUCCAGCUGGACAGAGGCCACAUACAACUCUGGGGUCAGCGCCAGCUACUACUCGCAAGCGCAGCCACAGCAUCAAUCACCAUCCUGGAGUCCCGAACUAAACAAUGCUGGCACGAGCAAUGGCCAAUACCCGGGUUCUGCUGUAUGUCUUGGUGACCCUCACAGCCAUACACAGAGUGGCCGCCUCUUCAUUUCCAACAACCGGACUCCGCAUGAUCCGCAAACGGAGACCAAGCGGCCAAGUAGCGACACCCAGAGCGACUCAGAGACUCACACCUCACCAGAGUCUUUGAGUUCAGUGAACGACCGAGAGGAGUACAAUCCGCAAGCCAACUAUACAACUUGGGUGAGAAAUGAGUUGGAGACAGCCAGUGGAAGCUCAAAUGGCAAUGAGCAUGUCUCCAGUUCGCAUCCAGAGGAGUUUCGAAGUCCACACGUUAUGGGGGGUGAGAACUGCACCCUGCAGCCAUUGCCCCCUUCUUCCCCGGAGAAAGUGGACAAGAAUAUCCCCAAACAGAAAGCUCGAACUGCUUUCUCAACAGGCCAAAUGGAUGCCCUUACUCAUAGGUUUACCAUGCAGAAGUACCUCACCCCUGCUGAGAUGAAGACCCUGGCUAGACUGACUGGGCUUACUUACAAACAGGUAAAAACAUGGUUCCAGAAUCGCAGGAUGAAACUGAAGAGGCACCAGAAAGACGACAGCUGGGCAUCCCCUGGCUACCCCAACAUGCCACAGCGCCCCCAGUUUCAGGGCAAACCCCAAGCACAGAUCCAGGACCACACCAUUGCUCAACAGUUUCGAGAGACCAUGUUAAGGAGUCCUCAACAUAACCUGCCUUACUAUGCUGUUGGGUAUCCUCGGCUAUCCUCUCCCCCCCAGCCCCCUGCAAGGCCCCCGGGCAUCUGGCCCCUGCCCCCAGCUGUGACUCACCAUGAGUACCCCAAUGGCUACAGCACGGUCAGUGCAAACCACUUUCCUAGCAUCAACAGUGAUGACUGGAAAGUCAUGAGCCCCAUGCAAAAGUCUAGCCAAUAAUCAACAAGAGGUCAAAUGUUAGUGGUCAUGGUGGUAAAUUUACUGGAUUGUCAACCUAUUACAUUUUUGUUUUGAAUGAUUAUUACAAUUAAGCUUAGACAGGAAAUUCUCAUUUGGUGACGAGGUGUUGGCUUAUCUUAUCAAUCUGUUUUAACCAUUCGCCAGCCCUGUGUGAAAAUUGUAUCCCCUCAUAUUCUUUAAAAUAAUCUGAAUCUGUUCUUAUCUGUGUAUUUAAUAUCGUUGCUGUUUUGACACACUGCUUUUUGAUACUACUCUGAUGAAGCUUUGCUGUGUCUAUGCUGGAAGUGGCAUGCUUUUAUUCCCUCACUAGCCUAUUUGACGUGAUCUGUGCAAGGCACUACUAGAUGUUACACGUUCCUACUGAAUGUUUGUUGGUCCAUGCCACACCAGAUUUUUAUGCUAUUGGAUGCUCUUAACAUUACUGCCAUGUUUUAUGACCUCGUUGUACAGUGGUGAUGCCCCC